UAUCGACUCAAUUGUUGCUUAUAUCUAAUUGGAUGUGAAAUGAAAAAGCGCACAGAAAUCUCAAACGUUCAAGAGAGACAUAAACGACUUGUAGGGAAAGGAGGGAGUGUACCUUUGCAACUCUGCCAUGUGAUGGAUGGAUUUAGGGAGGAACUUCUGCCUCUCUGAAUUCCCAAACCUUUUCCUUCUCUUGGCCUCUACCACUGCGUUCAAUAAUUUUCUCUGCCAACAAACAAAAAAGGAAAAAGUGCCAGAAAGUGAAAGAAAAUAAGAGGAAAAGCUGAAUAUCAUCUAUUCGAGCUCUGCGUAUACUUCAUAUGAUCUGCUGACGAAGAAGAAAAGAAUCAUAUGGCGCCAUUGAAGUUCAGAGACAGUAAAUGUUAAUGGUAUUACUUUCAUUUUCAACAACCUGUCACGAUCUUAUGGAAUUUGAAUUCUUUCAGAGUUCCUUUCAACUUAGGUUCCUUGCAAAUGUGAACUCGUUACAACGGCUGCUGUUGACUUUUGGCAAGUAAAAAUCAUUAUUGAGAUGGCUGAAUUGCUGUUGGGCACACCACAAGAUACAUUUGUCUGAUUUUCACUCUUUGUGUUGCAUGGCUUGAAUCUGUCUUCUUAAUCCAGAUUUGUUGUUGGUUGAUUGAACUCUCUCUGCGAGGCAAAUCUAUCUCCUUUGGCAGUGGGCAAAUCCUGAUUGGAACUUUGGCUUUCAUUCAGGGGCAAAUCUCCUUGGGCAAUAUAAAUUGGUUUUAAAAUAAAAUAUCUUUUAAGAGAAUUUGGCAACAUAUAUACACAUAUAUUUGAUUAUCAAAGAUUCAGCUCUGUUGGGCAAAUCUCCUUUGGCAAAAUUCACAAGUUUCCUCUGGUUGGCCAGAGCUGUUUUGGCAGUUAUACUUGAGGAGGUUUUCAAAAAUUGUCAUCUUCUCAUUCUCCUGGAACUCCAAUCUGGCUAUCGGGCAGAUCUCCUUUGGCACUGAGUAUCUUUCCUUUGGGACUUUCACUCAUCUUGGUUGAGAAAAUCUCCUUUCGCAGUUUCUUCUAGUGUCAGUCCAUUUUUUGGGCAAAUCUCCUUUGGCAAUUGGGAGUCUCAAGUAGACUCCCUUUAUCUCUAUUUGGCAAAUCUCCUUUGGCAUUAAUCUCCAAUCCUUUGGAGAUACUAUCUUGAUCUCUGCAGUCCAAGAUCAGAUUGAUCUUGAAAACGUAGAUAUAUUUUUGAAGAAUUAUAGUGAUAUUUAUUAUCACUUCAUCCUUUGAUGUCCAGCACCACUUGCUGAUCCUUAUUGCAAUCUAUUCAGCUUAAGAUAACAUUUCGACAGGCAAAGGUGUUGACUGUUCUGAACCAUAAGGCAAGGUGCAAAUCUGGUGGCAUUCACAAGAUGGAUUUGGACCUGAGUGACUUCGACAGUUUCAGUGUGACUAGUAGCAGUGAGGAUCUAGAUGAUAUUGAAUUUUUGUAUGGUGGGCAGGCCUGUAACAUUUUGUCAAGUCUGGAGGAAACCAUCGGAAAGAUUGAUGAUUUUCUCUUGUUUGAGAAGGAAUUUAUACAUGGGGACAUCGUGUGCUCCAAGACAGAUCCAUCCGGACAGAUGGGCAGAGUGGUCAAUAUAGAUAUGUUUGUGGACUUGGAAAAUGUUCAUGGAAAAAUGAUAAAAGAUGUGGAUUCUAAAAACCUUCAAAAGCUUCGUUCCAUUUCAGUGGGGGAUUAUGUAGUGUAUGGACCAUGGCUUGGAAAAGUGGAUAAAAUAGUUGACUGUGUCACCAUCCUGUUUGAUGAUGGUUCAAAGUGUGAUUUCACCACCAUGGGUCCAGAGAAGCUCCUACCUAUUUCUCCCAACUUACUUGAAGAUUCACGAUACCCUUAUUAUCCAGGACAGAGAGUGCUGGUCGAGCUCUCAUCUGUUUCCAAAUCAGCUAGAUGGUUAUGUGGUACUUGGAAGGCGAAGCGAGAUGAAGGAACUGUUUGUGCUGUGGAAGCAGGAUUGGUGUAUGUUGAUUGGCUUGGCUGUGCUCUGGUCAGUUGUGAGAGGGUGCUUGCUCCCCCAUGUUUGCAGGAUUCAAAAAAACUGACCUUGUUGUCAUGUUUCUCACAUGCAAACUGGCAGCUUGGCGAUUGGUGUAUACUUCCAUUUGCUGACUGUAAAGGUGGUAUUGAGCAUAUCUUUCUUUAUACAUCCUCUUGUGAGCCCAUUAAAGGGCAUAAACAAUCAGACAAAGAAUUUCAUAGAAGAAACUUCACUUCGAAUUUUCAGGAUCUCUUUGUUAUUGUGAAGACAAAAACCAAAGUUGAUGUUCAGUGGCAAGAUGGCAGCCACUCAUUGGGUUUAGAUUCACAAUCCCUGUUCCCCAUAAAUAUUGUUGAUGCUCACGAUUUUUGGCCUGGACAAUAUGUAAUUGAAAAGAACACUUGUGAUGAUCCACAUGUUCCUAGCAGCAGAAGAUGGGGCAUUGUGAGGAGCUUGGAUCCGAAGGAAAAAACUGUGAAGGUCAAAUGGCAAACUUCUGAAGUAAAUCGAGCAUCUGAUUUGCUGGGAGAGCAGAUCGAGGAAACUGUGAGCGCUUAUGAACUAACUGAGCACCCAGAAUAUUCCUAUUGUCUUGGUGAUGUAGUGUUUAGUUUAGGAAAGAGUCAGCCGGUUGAUCAUGUUCAUGGAAAAAUUUACAAAAACCCCGACUCCUUAAAAAUGGAAAUGGGCGAGGAGGCUGAUCUGAAGGGUAUGUACUGUGGGGGAGAUCAAAAUGAGUUCCCCAACAAUAGUUACUUAUCAUGUAUUGGAAUUGUUAUGAGCUUCAAAGAUGGGACUGUUGAGGUGAAAUGGGCUACUGGUCUUAUUACCACGGUUGCCCCUUGUGAAAUCAUUCAGAUGGAUAAAUUUGAAGGUUCAUCUGCCUUUCCAGUAAUCAAUGAGGAAAACAAUGAGCAAUUGAAUCAAGAGAUUACCGAACAUGACAAGCCUUCUUUGCACUGGAAAGGAAAGGAAUUAUUGGACUCUAGUUUCUAUUCCCUUCCUCAAGCUGCUGUUGGGUUUUUCACGAGCAUUGUGGCAAACCUAUUCGGGCCUCUUGGUUCCACAUCACUACCAGGUAUAUCUGAGCAUGUUUUAGAAGCUGCGCCUGAUGGGACCAAUGAGGAGGAACUGGAAUUUCGCAAUUUGUGCACUGAGGGAUCACCAGUGAUUGUAGGUGACUUGCAAACACCUGACAAGACUAAUUUAGAGCUGCAAAUCAAAGAUAUUGGGGAAAAUGAAGCCCUUCAAUUUUCAUUAGACACCAAGAGCCCAGAAAAUUUUGGGCAGUUUGAUAUGGUUAAUGGUUGCUUUGACCACCAUUUUGCUGAUGGUUCCGGCAAGGGUUUGACAUUGUCUCAGGUGAAAAAGAGUUGGUUGAAGAAGGUUCAGCAAGAAUGGAUCAUUCUUGAGAAAGAUCUUCCUGAGACAAUUUCUGUCCGUGUCUACGAGGACAGGAUGGAUUUGUUGCGGGCAGCCAUCGUAGGAGCACCUGGAACUCCAUACCAUGAUGGAAUUUUCUUUUUUGACAUUUUUCUUCCUCCAGAGUAUCCUCAUGAGCCACCUCUGGUGCACUACAAUUCGGGUGGGCUGCGUGUCAACCCAAAUUUGUACGAAUCUGGAAAGGUCUGUCUCAGUCUUCUCAAUACAUGGACUGGCAAAGGCACUGAAGUAUGGAGUCCAGAAAGUUCCACUAUUCUCCAAGUUCUCCUCUCACUACAGGCUCUUGUGCUUAAUGAAAAGCCUUAUUUUAAUGAAGCCGGAUAUGAUAAGCAGAUGGGAAGAGCUGAAGGAGAGAAAAACUCAGUGAGCUACAAUGAAAAUGCAUUUCUUGUUAGCUGCAAAUCAAUGUUAUACCUACUACGCAAGCCACCCAAGCAUUUUGAGGCACUUGUGGAGGAGCACUUUAGUCGACGCUCCAAAUAUAUUCUUUUGGCUUGUAAGGCAUAUAUGGAAGGAGCUCCAGUCGGCUAUGCUUUUGGUUGCGAAAAAUCCGGGGAAGAAAAUCAACAGGGAAGUUCUACAGGGUUCAAGAUCAUGCUUGCUAAGCUCAUCCCAAGACUUGUGGAAGCAUUUUCUGACAAGGGUAUUGAUUGCGGGCAAAUUUGCUGAACCCCGAAUUUGAAGGUGCUGCAAUGGAGGUAUGGAUUUAUAAAUUUUCCUGAUCAAGACAUCAGUGGAAUGUGUAUAAUUUAAGCUCUUCCUGGUAAAAGAUUUGGUUUCACUUUUUUUUUUUUUUUUGUUUGGUUUUGGUUAUGGUUUCUAUAUCGGUAUACUGGAGAAAUAAAAAGAAGAGAGAGAGAGACUUGAUAGUACAUGUUGUAAUAUAUGUUGUAUGGUGUGUUUUAUACAUUGUCACAAUCUGUUUGAAUGAAAUGAUGCUUUAAAAUAAA
Molecule: messenger RNA, 4393 nt
Organism: Cornus florida
Lineage: Eukaryota; Viridiplantae; Streptophyta; Magnoliopsida; Cornales; Cornaceae
Product: probable ubiquitin-conjugating enzyme E2 24
Exons: 10
Coding region: 1374-4112 (912 amino acids)
Source: RefSeq, a predicted model, not a curated record